ACGGGUGAGGCAAUGUGGUUAGAAUGAGGAACACGUGCUUUCGCGUUCUCGCGUUUCCGGAAUUUCCCCGCGAUCGCGUAAGUACACCUUCUCCACACUCUACAGUACUUCUGCCGCACUGUCAAAGUUCCCCUCCUCUCGAGUCACUCACAUUCAAUCUCGCGCCAACAUGUCCCGUGAAGAGUCACCCUUUGUACGCGCUCCUGCCGAAAGCGAGGACUACAGCUCGAUCCAUCGCGCGUUCCUACAAGCCUUCCAAACGCACAGCGUCCUCACAGUGGAUCAAAUGAAAGCUAUCCUAGCUCAUGUGAUGACUGCAUACAACCCCGAACGCCCAUGGACAGAAGGCGACGUGACCCAACCCUACAUCACCUCCACCAUCCAGACCAUAAAUGCCAAAAUCGAAGCAUUCGACUACGAGAUCCGAUCAACUCGCGAUCAGCAGAGCAAAGAUAGCAUAUAUGCCCUUGUCAACAAUGCCAGCGAUGCCGUCACUCAACUCGCUACUACUUUCUCCGCAAACGAAAUCGCCUACAUAAGACGCGUCCUUGACCACAUGUUCGAAACCAACAACACCAACAUCCGCGAAGUCAUGGCCAUAAAACACACCGAAGCCUCGCAGCUCGCCCGUCUUUCACGCAGAAAUAGGCAAAGUCAGGCAGCCAGCAGACAAAGUCAGAUCAAUGGCGAUGUGGAAGAUUCACAAGCCAACACCGACACAGGCAUUUCCAUUGCGGAAGCCGAUCUCGUCCUGGAAACCCUUGUCAAGGAAGCCUUCUUUCAAAAGUCGAGAAAAGGUUACUAUUCUCUUGCCCCACGCGCACUGAUGGAACUGCGUGCUUACCUUAAGGAGACGUACAAUGAGUCUGCUGAGGAAAACGAAGAUGGGCGCGAAGUCAUCAGGAUCAGGGACUGUGAGGGAUGCAGGGAGAUUGUCACAAUUGGCAUCCGGUGCAACAAUCGAGAAUGUGGUGUCAGGUGGCACGAUGCGUGCGCGAACAGUUACUAUAGGAGCAGAAGAGGCAGCAGAGUAUGCCCUCGAUGUAAGACAGAAUGUUCGGGAGAUGUGUUUGUGGGAGAGCGAGCGGCUGGGACGGAUGGAAGAGCGAGCACAGGCGGCAAUCGGCGCAGCACGCAGAACAGAGACGAGGAGGACGAGGACGAAGAGGAAGAUGAGUGAAGGCGCGGGCUGAGAGAUUAUAGCACUAAUACCAAGAUACCCAUGAGUUCUCCGGCGUUAGACUCCAUCACAACUUUGUACAUGCGGAAAAACUUGUUUGGUUCCAUCAUAUAUUUCAUCAAUUGAUCGUAAAUCAGUCCCUAUCAUCACACCCAUAUUCCUUUCUGUCUGAACUUUUCCCAACGCCAGAUAUCCCCAUACUAUAUACACAGUCCUGAUCAAUGCUCAUCUCAAUACAGAUGUUUAGUGUACACCGUUAGACUUGGUCUUG
Molecule: messenger RNA, 1451 nt
Organism: Alternaria alternata
Lineage: Eukaryota; Fungi; Ascomycota; Dothideomycetes; Pleosporales; Pleosporaceae
Exons: 2
Coding region: 170-1180 (336 amino acids)
Biological process (GO): double-strand break repair via homologous recombination; DNA damage tolerance
Cellular component (GO): Smc5-Smc6 complex; nucleus
Molecular function (GO): ubiquitin-protein transferase activity
Source: RefSeq, a predicted model, not a curated record